This is a messenger RNA of Triticum turgidum subsp. durum (durum wheat), 3084 nucleotides long. The record is from the annotation of a GenBank genome assembly. NCBI's taxonomy places the organism in Eukaryota, Viridiplantae, Streptophyta, Magnoliopsida, Poales, Poaceae.
AUGCCUGCUCACCGCACCUCACCGUUGGUCACCUUAGGUUUCCUUGCUGAAAUCCUGCUACUGGUGCAUUGUUCACACGCCCUUUCAGCAAACAGCAGUGCCUCGCAGCAGGUCCCUGUACGCUGCCGCAGGGACCAGGCCUCCGCGCUUCUCACCGUGAAGCGUUCCUUCUCCUUCACCGACGAGGGCUACUGGGCAUCCACCACGACACUGUCAUCGUGGAGAGCGGACACAGACUGCUGCCGCUGGGAAGGCGUUCGCUGCGACAAUGUUACCGGGAGGGUCACUGCACUCGACCUCUCGGAGCGGAACCUGCAGAUCGGCGAGCUUCACCCUUCCAUCUCCAGGCUUACCUCUCUCCAAUACCUCAACCUUGCCUCCAACACGUUUACCAGCUCCCAGCUUCAGGUUUCUGGUUUCCAGAGCUUGACACAACUGACCUAUCUCAACCUGUCAGGUUGCAACUUUGAUUUUCAGGUCCCAGUCGAUAUCUUUCGGCUCACCAACCUGGUCACCCUCGACCUUGGAUACAACAGAUGGGAGCUCCGUCCGUCGACCAUAGUAGCCAGCGACCUUGGCAAGCUGAAGGAGCUCCAUCUAGAGCAAGUUAAUAUCACCGGCACAGCACCGGAGUUCUUCAAGGCACUUGCCAACCACUUCCCCCUUCUUCAGAUCCUUCGCUUAAACGAAUGUCCCCUUUCUGGUCCACUCCACCCAUCCUUAUCAAGACUCCACUCCUUGUCGGUGAUUGAUCUUGGUUAUAACUCUUUAACCGGUCCUCUGCCUGAUUUGUUCACUCCUUCCAAUUUCCCUUCGCUGCGAGAACUUGUGCUCGCUGUUAACAGAUUUGAGCCGAGUGCAUUCCCUCUUGGGAUCACUGGGCUAAGGAAUCUCAUGAUUCUCGACCUUGGAAGCACGAACCUCGUUGGGGCCAUCCCUACCUCCAUCGGGAGCCUCAUGUCACUGACUGAAUUACACAUCGGUGGGAACAGCUUCUCCGGCAGGCUACCUUCGGCCCUCAGCAAUCUGACAAACUUGAUCAUACUGGACUGUCAGCAUUCCGGUUUGUCUGGGCAGGUUCCAUGGCUUACAAGCUUGACACGACUUGAACGCGUAUGGCUCGCCAACAACAACUUCACGGGACCGGUUCCUCUUGACGGACAUAUGUACCAAUAUCUUACAGAGGUGAAUUUAAGCAAUAAUUCACUCUCCGAGACAGUCCCAGCAUCCUUGUUCACUCAGCCAGCAUUGCAGACAUUGCACCUCCAAAUGAACCGACUCUCUGGUGCUAUUGAGGAAUUCCAGAAUCCAUCAGCUAAGCUAACUGACGUUGACUUGAGCAGCAAUCAGCUGACAGGUGCAAUUCCAACUUCAUUUUCCUAUCUCACUGCUCUUCAUACCCUGCAACUUGACAACAACAAUUUCACGGGUACCUUGGAUCUAAACACAUUCUUGAGGCUAAGGAAUCUCAGUGUGAUAUCAGCCUCCUAUAACCCAUUGUUAUCUGCCUCCGGGGAUGGUAAUGAAGUCGAUGAUUAUAGUAACAGUAGUCUUUCUAUCCUGUAUCUAGCAUGCUGUAACCUAACAAGGUUGCCCCUUGUGAUUAAAUAUCUACCUGAACUACAAGAUUUGGAUCUCUCUUCCAAUCAAAUUCAUGGGGAGAUCCCUGACUGGAUUUGGAGAAACAUGAGCUCCUUGGACCUCUCUCACAACCACUUCACCACAGUGGGUCAACCCCUGCACUAUGUUAAUAUAAGGUUCAUCGAUCUUAGCUUCAAUAUGCUCGGUGGCGUUGUGCCUUUCCCUUUCGACGUGUAUGAUCUUGACUACUCCAACAACAAAUUCUCGUCCAUCCCUCCAAGCAAUUUCCUCCGACAGUUUGAGGUGGCCUACUCCGUCAACCUUGCUAACAAUGAACUGAGUGGGCCUAUCCCCUACUCAGAAUGUCGUAAGGACCAUCCUCUCCAAAUACUCGACUUGUCCGGCAAUAAUCUCACCGGGUUGGUGCCGCCUUAUUUGCUAAAAGGUUGCAAUGACCUCACUGUGCUGAACUUGAGGGACAAUAGCCUUGACGGAGCAUGGCCUGACGAGAUCGACGAAUCAUGUAACCUGAGGCUGAUAGAUUUACAUGGGAACCACAUCCAGGGGCGCCUGCCGAGAACAUUGGCUCGAUGCCAAUGCUUGCUAGCUCUUGACAUUGGAGGGAACCGUUUUGUGGACUCUUUCCCUGUAUGGCUAGGUCAGCUACAGGAGCUUCAGCUACUUGUGUUGAGAUACAACAAUUUUCAUGGCCCGGUGAGCAUCCCCCCUCUUGUGGAGAAGAACUCAAGCGCCCGUUACUUCGCCAGUGUACAAAUCAUUGACCUUGCAGGAAACGGCUUCAGCGGCGAUCUACCACCAUAUUUAUUCAAGAGUUUCAGGUCCAUGGUUUUGGACCCAAAUGGAACCGCGGAAUAUGAUUAUACAGUGCAUGCGCGAGCUGGUAGAUCGAAUUAUCAGGUUGUGAUCGAUGUGGCCAUGAAACAACAAUACAUGAGGGUGGAAAAAGUCCCAGCUGACCUGAUGGUGGUUGACCUGUCAUGCAACCGAUUCAGUGGGUUCAUCCCACGGUCAAUCGGCAACCUCACAUACCUUCACGUGGUAAACUUGUCUCACAAUGCUUUCAGAGGCAAGAUCCCACACGAGCUCGGCCAGUUGGCCCGGAUUGAGUCACUGGACCUCUCCUGGAACCAUCUCGUGGGGGAGAUCCCACAGGAGCUGGCCAUGUUGACCACACUUGAGUGGCUCAACCUCUCCUACAAUGAUCUCGGUGGGAGGAUACCUUCUGGCAGCCAGUUUUCCACAUUCACCAGCAGCUCGUUCCAGGGCGGAAACAGAGGGUUGUACGGGUGCCCACUUCUCGUGAAAUGUAACCUUACAUUCGUGACUUCGCCAUCUUCGUCGCUGCCACCUCCUGUGCGAGAAGGAUCACCAUUAGAUGAUAUCAUGUUAUGGCUUUUUGUUGGUGUAGGCUUUGGAGUCGGAUUUGCGUUGACAAUUGUACUACUGGUUGUCUACGGUUGCUGGUGCAAGAAAUGGUUUUGA